Molecule: messenger RNA, 2193 nt
Organism: Danaus chrysippus (African queen)
Lineage: Eukaryota; Metazoa; Arthropoda; Insecta; Lepidoptera; Nymphalidae
Source: the annotation of a GenBank genome assembly
AUGCCCCUGCCGGAUCUCAUAAAACGUGCAUCGAGUUACUUCCUCGGACUCGAAUUCGAUGAUAACGAACCGCUGCCGGACUACGUUGAUAAUGAAGUUUUGUUUUGUAAGAAUAACGUGUGCGUCCAUCCACCGACUGUGGCGAGGCAUGAAUUGGACGUGGUACAUCAUCCUGGCUAUUUAACUAUAACUACCAAAGUGUUUACGGACCAGCACAAUAAUUCUAAACGACCCACGCUUUUCCUUAACUGGAUCCCUAAUUCUACAUUGAGGAAAUGUCCAUCUGCUAUAGAGACGAGUCCGAGCGACGAAUUAGGUUGUGGUAUUAAACCAACUAAUCCUCAAGAUAUACCGAUUCAAAAAUCGGUGCAAGGUAAAAAUAGAAAAUAUAAUAACAAUGUUUUUUGUGACUCCUUCGAGACAACUAGCCUUAAUUCAAAUUCAGAUAAACAAAGUAUUAAAUCCAGUGACACGAGAUAUACCCAGAACGAGACGCAGGAAGAUUUAUCAUCUAGCUCUAAGCAUACCAUAAAAUCUAUGGAUUCUAGCAAGGACGAUGUAUUCGUUUCUUUAUAUAAGGACGAAUCCAAGGAUUCUAUAUGUGAAAACGAGAAACACAUACGUUCUCAAUCUAUGACAUCAAUGAAUAUAACAAUCGCGAAUCCCAACGUGGAAAAUAUCGAUUUGACGCCAGAUUCCGUCUCCGGGAGCUUCAUGAGAUCACUGUCGAUGAGUUCCUGUGAUGAAGGAAAUCCAAAUUGGAUGAGCACCCCCGAAUUCUUAGCUCUAAAACAUAACCUGGCGUUCCCAGAUAGUAUUCACAGUUCCCCCGUACCACAACGACGACAACCUUUGAAAUGUCGAAGGUUUUCCGUAGACCUAAGCCAGAUGCGUUCAUUGCGUUUAUUCUUUAACGAUGACAACUACACGUGCGGACAGUUGGUAGUCGCGUCACGGGAAAGCCAGUACAAGAUACUCCACUUCCACCACGGCGGGCUGGAUCACCUGGCUCAAGUGCUGCAUCGAUGGCAUACACUGCUGCACAAUAUUAAAUUAACACCAGGGUCUGAAGAUCCUGAAACACCGUUACGUCACUUCAUGGUGUGUCGACCAGAAGUACAGAAGUUCGAACAGCACCCAGAAGAAGAUAAAGUCCCUAAAAUAACACCUGAACUGUUCUAUGGGAAAAUAAUGAACGACAAAGGCAUCAUAGAGGAUGAUUUGUUCUUACGGAAAUGUGUCUUCUUUGGAGGUCUCGAUAAAGAAUUGAGGAGGGAGGUCUGGCGUUUUCUGCUGCACUGCUAUCCAUAUAACUCGACUUUCGAGGAAAGGGAUAUGAUAUUACAAAUAAGGACUAGGGAGUACCACGAGAUCACGAGGAGGCGUUUGGAGAAGAUGACUCCCGAACAGCACGCGGUGUUUUGGAAGACGGUGCAGAGUGUGAUAGAAAAGGAUGUUGUCAGAACUGACAGAGGAAACCCGUUCUUUGCUGGUGAAAAUAAUUAUAAUAUAGAAAUUAUGAAGAAUAUAUUACUGAACUACGCUGUGUACAACCCGGCGUUGGGAUAUUCUCAAGGCAUGAGUGAUCUGUUGGCGCCUGUUCUGUGUGAGAUCAAAUGUGAGUCGGAAGCCUUCUGGUGCUUCGUGGGUCUGAUGCAGCGAGCUAUCUUCGUGUGUACGCCUACUGACAAUGAUAUGGAUAAUAACUUGAGUUACCUCCGGGAACUGAUACGGAUAAUGUUGCCACACUUCUACAAACACCUCGAGAAACACGUUGACGCUAUGGAGCUACUGUUCUGUCACAGAUGGAUCUUACUGUGUUUCAAACGUGAGUUUACGGAGGCGGUAGCCCUACGCAUGUGGGAGGCCUGUUGGUCUAACUAUCAGACGGACUACUUCCACCUGUUCCUAUGUCUCGCCAUACUAGCGGUGUACGCUGAUGACGUCAUCGCUCAGGACCUCAACACGGACGAAAUGCUGCUACACUUUAGCUCACUGGCGAUGUAUAUGAAUGGUCGCGACAUACUCCGCAAGGCGCGCGGUCUCCUGCACCAAUUCCGUCAGCUGGUCCGCAUACCCUGCACUCUAGCCGGUAUGUGUCAACGCUGCGGCCCCGGGAUAUGGGACUCAACGCACCGCCCCAGCAUCGAAUGCACCGGAGCACACGACCUUUGCCAAUACGUAGUGCAGUGA